CGAGCGUGACGUAUAAUCUAGUGGACGGAACGGAUCAACAACAUCGAGUCAGCCACCUUGGUAGCCAACAUAGGCGAAACAUGAAACAUUUAGGCUGUUUUCUGUGCAUAUUUGCCGCUGUGUUUUAAAUAUACGUCUGACAUCUAGUUAAUUACCCCCAUUUAAAUGUAAUAGGUACAUUGUUAGUCAACUAACUAGCUUGAUAAGUUAGCCUAGCACUAAACUAGUCGCUCAUGCUAACUAGCUAGCUAGCUAAUAUCCCCAACCAUGAGCUCACCGAUGUAUUCUCCCCCUGCUAAAGAGGAGGCGGUCUGCUGGACGGAGAAAGAAGUUUUGGGGCUGAACAUGGUCGUGAAAGAGAAGAAGGAAGAAGAGGAUGUCACAGUAAAACAAGAAGUAGAGGGUGAGGCUGUUACGGUGAAAGAAGAAGAGAAAUACGUUACAGUGAAAGAAGAGGAAGACGCGUUCAGAGUGAAAGAAGAGGAAGACGCGUUCAGAGUGAAAGAGGAGGAGGAUGUUACUGUGAAAGAAGAGGAAGACACGUUCAGGGUGAAAGAGGAGGAUGAUGUUACUGUGAAAGAAGAGAAAGAGAAGGAUGCAGUUUUUGGAGUGGAGAAAGAGGGAGAGAUAACGGUCAUAUUGACAGAGGAGUCAAGAGAUCUGAUUACCACCAGAGAGAGACCAGACUCUGACAGCGGGAAGAGUUCCUCAGAGGAAACAGACCCAGAGACGCCUAACCAACACCACUGCUCCCACUGUGGAAAGAGUUUUAGGUGGUUAUGGAACCUGAAAACGCAUGAGAGAAUACAUACAGGAGAAAAGCCCUACCACUGUUCUCACUGUGGAAAGAGUUUUAGGUGGUUAGUGAGUCUGAAAACGCAUGAGAGAAUACACACAGGAGAAAAGCCCUACCACUGUUCUCACUGUGGAAAGAGUUUUAGGUGGUCAGGGAGUCUGAAAAUGCAUGAGAGAAUACACACAGGAGAAAAGCCGUAUCCCUGUUCUCACUGUGGAAAGAGUUUUAGGUGGUCAGGGAGCCUGAAAACGCAUGAGAGAAUACACACAGGAGAAAAGCCGUAUCACUGUUCUCACUGUGGAAAGAGUUUUUGGUGGUCAAGGAGUCUGAAAACGCAUGAGAGAAUACACACAGGAGAAAAACCUUUCCAAUGUUCUCACUGUGGAAAGAGUUUUAGGUGGUCAAGGAGUCUGAAAACGCAUGAGAGAAUACACACAGGAGAAAAGCCUUUCCAACAUACUAAUACACAGGAGGAGACAACAUACCACUGCUCUCAUUGUGAAAAGACAUUUUCCCAGUCAGAGGACCUGAAAACACAUGAGAGAAUAGAGAGGCUGUGUUCUGACUUAUGUUUCUGACUGAGAAUAUGUCCACGGCCAGGAUUCACAGGACCAGGGUGUCCGCUAUGGACACCUGGAAGAAAUCAGCAGCGGACAUUUCUGAAGGUUUAUCCAACAGACCUGUACAUCCAUGAAUGGAUCUCUAUAAUGUGUAACUAUUUCGGAAGGUUUAUCCAACAGACCUGUACAUCCAUGAAUGGAUCUCUAUAAUGUGUAACUAUUUCGGAAGGUUUAUCCAACAGACCUGUACAUCCAUGAAUGGAUCUCUAUAAUGUGUAACUAUUUCGGAAGGUUUAUCCAACAGACCUGUACAUCCAUGAAUGGAUCUCUAUAAUGUGUAACUAUUUCUGAAGGUUUAUUCAACAGACCUGUACAUCCAUGAAUGGAUCUCUAUAAUGUGUAACUAUUUCUGAAGGUUUAUUCAACAGACCUGUACAUCCAUGAAUGGAUCUCUAUAAUGUGUAACUAUUUCUGAUGAAUGUAUUGUGAUGUAUUGUUUAAUAGAUGUACUAUGUUAGGUAUAUUUAUCUGUGGUUUUAUUUCAACAGAUUUUACUGAUGCUAUUAGAUUGUACUAUGUUAGGUAUAUUUAUCUGUGGUUUUAUUUCAACAGAUUUUACUGAUGCAAAUAGAUUGCUGGGUGGGGGGAGUUUUAUAUAUACAGAGACUUCAGAAAGUAUUCACACUCCUUGACUGGUCCCACAUGUUGUUGUGUUACAUCCUGAAUUUAAAAUGUAUUUUUAUUUAACCAGGUAGACUAGUUGAGAACAAGUUCUCAUUUGCAAUGACACAUACAACAACACAGAGUUACACAUGGAAUAAACAAAAAUACAAUCAAUUAUACAGUAGAAAAAUCUAUAUACAGCAUGUGCAAAUAAGGUAGGAUAAGAGAGGUUAGGCAAUAAAUAGACCAUGGUGGUGAAGUAAUUACAAUAUAGCAUUUAAACACUGAAAUGGUAGGAAAUGUGAAUGUGAAUAGCAGAAGAUGAAUGUCCAAGUAGAGAUACUGGGGUUAAAUGGAUUCAUUACCCCAUAAUGUCAAAGUGGAAUUAUGUUUUUGGAAAUGUUUACAAAUUUAAUUAAAAGCCUAAAUAAGUUCA
Molecule: messenger RNA, 2455 nt
Organism: Salvelinus fontinalis (brook trout)
Lineage: Eukaryota; Metazoa; Chordata; Actinopteri; Salmoniformes; Salmonidae
Product: zinc finger protein 664-like
Exons: 2
Coding region: 268-1374 (368 amino acids)
Biological process (GO): regulation of transcription by RNA polymerase II; central nervous system development
Cellular component (GO): nucleus
Molecular function (GO): DNA-binding transcription factor activity, RNA polymerase II-specific; RNA polymerase II cis-regulatory region sequence-specific DNA binding
Source: RefSeq, a predicted model, not a curated record